Symbiodinium sp. CCMP2456 is the source of this 1179-nucleotide messenger RNA. NCBI's taxonomy places the organism in Eukaryota, Dinophyceae, Suessiales, Symbiodiniaceae. The record is from the annotation of a GenBank genome assembly.
AUGGCACAGCCGCCAUGCAAGCGUCCACGAUCAGGCGAUGUGGAUGGUGUCACCGACUUCGAAAAAGGGCAGCGCGACUUUACUCCGCAGGCGACGGACAGCAAAGCGAUUUGUGCUGACUUCAGCAGCAAGCGAAAGCAGUAUACGAACGGCACCGUCGCUAAGAACGACUGGCGACAAGUCCUAGGCCCUCUCACUGGAGAGGAAGUGCGCAUCCCUGAUGUGAAUUCUGGCUACCCGAAGGGCGUCUACCCUACCAAGUGGGAGGACGGUCAAUGCCAGCCUGUUUCGGUGGAAACCUUUGAUCUUGGCGGCGGCUUCCCAGAUCAGAACGAAUUCGUCAUGAAGUUUGGAGUCAUCAUUCCGUCCACUAACACCACUGUGGAGUACGACUUCUGGAGCAUGAUUAUGCAGAAUCGGGACGUUUGCAAGGGCAUCGGGUUCCACAUGUCGGGGAUCCUGAUUGACAGCCCCAAGCUGGCAACUGAUGAAGACAUGUUGCAUUUUCUGCAGUUGUUCCGCAAACAGAUCUUUACCACUGUUGACCGGUUGAUGACGUCGGAGCCGCAGUACAUCAUCAUGGGUAUGUCUUUGGAGACAUUUUUCGGUGGAUGGGAAGGCAACAAGGAGUUCAAAAAGGAACUGAGUGACAGAACGGGCCUGAACAUAGCCACCGGCGCAGAGGCUUGCAAGGCAUCUCUGGAAAAGUUUGGAGCCAAGCGAAUCACUGUCAUUACACCCUACCAGGACAUAGGUGAUCGAAACGUGGUCAAGUUUUUUUCGGAGAUUGGAAUCGAAGUUGUCCGCAUUGCAGGGCUCAAAUGUGGCUCAGCGACCGACAUCGCUCAUGUGCCCGAAGCUUGGUGUGAGAAAGUUGUCCGAGAAAACCUUCUACUGCCUGACAUUGAUGCGGUGGUGCAGUGUGGCACCAACUUGUCAUUUGUCAACCUGGCAGACAGACUGGAGCGUGAAGUUGGAAUUCCCAUCAUUGCGAUCAACGUGGCCUGCCUAUGGUUUGCGAUGCGAGAGGCUUGGCACAGCUACAUCGACACGGGCGGGAAUCUGACUACCGCGGAAUCUAUUGAUGCGCGAGAGCGGAACGAAGCCAAAGCACAUAUGUUUGUAUCAAUCCCGUGCAUCAUUUUCAUCGCUGCCUUUUCCGUUCGUUCCUCACCUUAG